This is a messenger RNA of Closterium sp. Naga37s-1, 1476 nucleotides long. NCBI's taxonomy places the organism in Eukaryota, Viridiplantae, Streptophyta, Zygnematophyceae, Desmidiales, Closteriaceae. The record is from the annotation of a GenBank genome assembly.
AUGAGAGUGGUUGAGACGAGGAGAGACAAGGGGAACGCGGUGGUAGGAGGAGGGAGUAGAGGCGGGGUAAGUGGGGGCUCGGAUUUGGGGAAGAAGAAAUUGCACUGGAAGCAGAGGAAAGCGAUGGAAGAAAAGAAGCAAGCGGAUGAGGGGAAGGGAAAGCAAGCGGGAGAAACUGCUGAGGUGGAUUUGGGGAAGAAGAAAUUGCACUGGAAACAGGGGAAAGCGAUGGAAGAAAAGAAGCAAGCGGAUGAGGGGAGGAGAAAGCAAGCGGGAGAAUCUGGGGAGGCGGAUGAGGGGAAGAAGAAAUUGCACUGGAAGCAAAGGAAAGCGAUGGAAGAAAAGGAGCAAGCGGAUGAGGGGAGGAGAAGGAAAUUGGGGAAGAAGAAAUUGCACUGGAAGCACAAGAAAGCGGCUGAGGAAAAAAAGCGAGCAGAUGAGGGGAAGAUAAAGGGGGUUAGGUGGGGUAAUGGAGUGGAGGGAACUGGAGAGGAGAAGCGGAUGUUAGGGCGUGCCAGAGGGGAUGAGAGGGGGGAUGGAAGGGGGGAUGAGAGGCGGGGGGAAAGGAGAAGGAUAUUAGAACGGGGGACACAAGAGAGAGAGGCGGGAGAGGAGGAGGGUGCAGGUGAUGCGGAGGGGAAUCUGAAGAAGCCGAUUAGCAAGCAGGUGGCGAGUGGUUUGGCAGAAAGGCGAUUUGUGAGUCCACUCCGGGGUCAGCUCGAAAGGGAAGUGGGAGAGGAGGAGGAGGAUUCUGCAGGUGAAGUGGAGGGGACGCUGAGUGGGGUAAGCAGAGGAAAGGAAACGGGGAGUGAAUUGGCUGAAAUGCGGAGGAUCAAGGGACAGCUCCUGGUGGAGGAGAUUAAGAGGGAGAUACAGAAGUUGGUGGAAACAGGGAAUCUAGAGCAGAUGACUGUCGCAUCCGUGCAACAGCAACUAGGGAAGGUUUUCGGGGAGAGCCAUCUGGUGAGCAAGAGGCGAGUGAGGGCUUUGGUGAGUGUGAUAUUCCAAGAGGAGUGGCAUAUGCUGGAACGGCAGCAGCGUGAGGGGCACGUUGGGCAUUGGCAACGUGAAGCGCUGCCGCUGUGGGAUGAGGUGGCGCUGCCGCUGUGGGAUGAGGUGGCGCUGCCGCUGUGGGAUGAGGUGGCACUGCCGCUGUGGGAUGAGGUGGCGCUGCCGCUGUGGGAUGAGGUGGCACUGCCGCUGUGGGAUGAGGUGGCGCUGCCGCUGUGUGAUGAGGUGGCGCUGCUGCUGUGGGAUGAGGUGGCACUGCCGCUGUGGGAUGAGGUGGCGCUGCUGCUGUGGGAUGAGGUGGCGCUGCCGCUAGUCUGGAGAGAGCAGCAGGUGAGGGGGGGCACAGUUUGUACCGGUAUGAGAUGUGCCAGAGAGGAGUGGCAGAGCUUGGAUAAUAGCUUGAGUAGCUGGCUGUGCCCGGCCUCAAGAGCAGCAGGUGAGGGCGGGCACAGCUUGUACCGGUAG